Lucilia cuprina (Australian sheep blowfly) is the source of this 2199-nucleotide messenger RNA. RefSeq names its product aromatic-L-amino-acid decarboxylase. Lineage: Eukaryota; Metazoa; Arthropoda; Insecta; Diptera; Calliphoridae. The transcript has 6 exons. Gene Ontology annotation, molecular function: pyridoxal phosphate binding; aromatic-L-amino-acid decarboxylase activity. The record is from RefSeq and is a predicted model, not a curated record. The coding region runs from base 313 to 1824 and encodes 503 amino acids. Gene Ontology annotation, biological process: serotonin biosynthetic process; catecholamine metabolic process; amino acid metabolic process.
GUUUAGUAGCUUUAACAACAAGUGUUAAAUUGUAAAAAAUAAAUUACAAGAAAUAAAAAAAAAUAAAUACAAUUGAAUAAAAUUCAUAGUAUUAUAACGCAGACAAACCCUAUAUAUCUAAAGUGUUUUAAGGUUUGUCAGUUUGUGUGUAAAAAAUAAAAAUCUUAAAAAUAAUUGAAUUAAAAAUCAAAUACAAUUAUAAAUCAAAUAAAUUGCUUUAACAAUAAAAGCUAAAUUUUUUUAAGUAACAAACAACAAGUGUAAUUUAACUCUACAACAAGUGACAUCUAUAAAUAAAAGACUGUACUAACAAUGGAGGAGGCAAAUAAAUCAAACGUUAAUAAUACUAAAUAUAAUAUAAAUUUGGAAAAAUUAGAUCCUAAGGUGUCGAUCGAUAUGGAAGCUCCAGAAUUUCGUGAUUUUGCCAAGAACAUGGUUGAUUAUAUAGCUGAUUAUUUGGAAAACAUUAGAGACCGUCGUGUUUUACCUGAUGUUAAGCCAGGCUAUUUGCGCCCCCUCAUACCCGAAACAGCACCUGAGAAACCCGAUACCUGGGAAGAUGUUAUGAAAGAUAUAGAACGUGUCAUCAUGCCAGGUGUAACACAUUGGCAUAGUCCUAAGUUUCAUGCCUACUUUCCUACUGCCAAUUCAUAUCCAGCUAUAGUAGCUGAUAUGUUGAGUGGAGCUAUAGCCUGUAUAGGUUUUACUUGGAUUGCUAGUCCUGCUUGCACAGAAUUGGAGGUAGUAAUGCUAGAUUGGUUGGGUAAAAUGUUAGAAUUACCUAAGGAAUUUUUAGCCUGUUCUGGUGGUAAGGGAGGCGGUGUUAUUCAGGGUACUGCUAGUGAGGCCACAUUGGUCGCUUUAUUGGGUGCUAAGGCCAAGAAAAUACAAGAAGUUAAGAAAGAACAUCCUGAUUGGGAUGACAAUACUAUUAUUUCGAAAUUGGUGGGUUAUAAUUCGGCUCAGGCCCAUUCCUCCGUAGAACGUGCUGGUCUAUUGGGUGGCAUUAAAUUGAGAUCAGUGCCAGCCGAUGAACAUAAUCGCUUAAGAGGUGAUGCUUUGGAGGCAGCUAUUAAAAAGGAUUUGGAGGAUGGUUUGAUACCAUUUUAUGCUGUUGUUACCUUGGGCACUACCAAUUCCUGUGCUUUUGAUCGUUUGGAUGAAUGCGGUGUAGUGGGAAAUAAAUAUAAUGUGUGGGUUCAUGUGGAUGCCGCCUAUGCUGGUUCCGCUUUCAUUUGCCCCGAAUACAGACAUUUAAUGAAGGGCAUCGAAAGAGCCGAUUCUUUUAAUUUCAAUCCCCAUAAAUGGAUGUUGGUUAAUUUUGAUUGUAGUGCCAUGUGGCUUAAAGAUCCCAGUUGGGUAGUGAAUGCUUUUAACGUUGAUCCUUUAUACUUAAAACACGAUAUGCAAGGUUCAGCACCCGACUAUAGACAUUGGCAAAUUCCUUUGGGCCGCCGUUUUAGAGCCCUAAAAUUGUGGUUUGUUUUGCGUCUUUAUGGCGUGGAGAAUCUUCAAGCUCACAUACGUCGUCAUUGUAAUUUCGCCAAACAAUUUGAACAACUUUGCCGAGCUGAUGAUCGUUUCGAAAUUGUGGGUGAAGUUAAUAUGGGUCUGGUGUGUUUCCGUUUGAAGGGUUCAAAUGAAUUGAAUGAGACUCUAUUGAAACGCAUUAAUGGUCGUGGUAAUAUACACAUGGUACCCGCCAAAAUACGUGAUGUUUACUUUUUACGUAUGGCUGUUUGUUCUCGUUUUACCAAAACCGAAGAUAUGGAAUACUCCUGGAAAGAAGUAAGUGCUGCCGCCGAUGAAGUUCUUAAACAGUAAAAAGUUCUAAAGACAAAUCGAAUAGAUUGUUAGCGAUAGUAUUUUUUGUUAAUGUAAAGAUUUUAAAUGUGUCACUGUUAAUGUUUAUUUUUAAAAACACAAUGGGACCAAUUGCAACAUAUUUAGGGAAUUAAAUGUGCUUCAUUAUGUUAAAUAAUACAUACAUAUAUAUUUUGUUAGAUUUUAAGCUGUUACAUAAUUUAAUUAAACUACAUUCUAUGCAGUUAUAGUUAAUUCAAUGUUGUUAAUUAGUUUAAAUGGGACACCUUUUAAAUUAUACUAUAUUUACUUAACUAUUUAAUAAACAAAUUAAAUACUCUCUUAUAAUAUAGUAAAAGAAUUGAAAAUAAUAAAUAUAAAUUAAAAAAAAAAUAA